This is a messenger RNA of Mycotypha africana, 960 nucleotides long. RefSeq lists its product as uncharacterized. Gene Ontology annotation, biological process: proteolysis. Lineage: Eukaryota; Fungi; Mucoromycota; Mucoromycetes; Mucorales; Mycotyphaceae. The record is from RefSeq and is a predicted model, not a curated record. The coding region runs from base 1 to 960 and encodes 319 amino acids. The transcript has 8 exons. Gene Ontology annotation, molecular function: cysteine-type peptidase activity.
AUGAUCGCGCAUGAAAAGCGUAGACAAGACGAUGUAACUGCUUACCAAUGCUUAAUGAAGCAAGAAAAAAAUCCUCUUAUGAAUAAGGACAGUAGUGGCCAGAAGAAGAAUGUAAGAAAGAGGAUUCAAAAGCAUAGAAAAACAUCCAGAAAGCACAAAGAAUCAUCUUCAACAACGGUAAAUGAUGGAGACAAGGACAGUAUGAAGGCGUCAGGAAACCCUGUGACGGAAGCCAUCCUUAUUGCGGAUUCUGACGAGGAAACUGGCAAAAGUGAUGAUGGGGAAAAGGAAGAUAAAAAGCCUUUGGCUACAAAUGCAAAUAAAAUACAAUUAUUCAAGCAUGACUUAAGCCGUCUUAAACCCAAAAAAUGGCUAAAUGAUGUCUGUAUCGAAUAUGGUUUAGAUAUUUUGGUUCGAAAGUAUCACAAAACCCAGAACGUUGUUGUGUCUUCUCCUUUUUUCUUUCAAAAGAUACAGCAAGCCGAAAGACAUAAUUUGGAUGCCUAUACCGCGACAAGAAAUUGGUUCAACAAAGAUAUUUUCAAAAAUAAACUUUGGCUUAUACCUGUCAAUAAAUCAAAGUCAAUAAUCUGUGCCUUUGACUCUCUGAAUGGAGAUAAUGAUUGUAUUAUUGAUUAUAUUAUCAAUUUCAUGAAGCUGAAGUACAAGAAAGAGAAGAAUGCUGAAAUGGUGGCUCCUCUUGUUCGUAAAGUUCGUAUAGGAAAGCAAAAGAAUAGUUAUGAUUGCGGGUUACACCUGUUGCGUUCAGCAGAAAUGCUCCUUAAGAAGGGAUGCAAGACCAUCAAGCUGUUGAAGAGGGUUAAAGCAGAUAAGGUGGACGGAAAACAUUUGAAGGGUACGAUUAACAUAGAAAAAGAAUGGGAUACAAUUCCAGUUAUGAAGAGACGUCAAUUGAAAAAAGAUAUUCUAGCAUAUGCGCAAUUUUUGAACAACAAAUAA